AUGGAGGAAUUACGCAAAUCGCGUCUUCAGGCCUCCUGGCGGUCUCUGCAGGUCUUCCACUCUUCGUUGACUGACGCCGAGCGAUGGCUGUUGCGAGUUUCGCUUCAACUCGUCACCGUCAGCUCGGCCGAUCCCGACGGUCCUCGAGCCAUUCGUCGACUCUUUCUCAUGAUCGAGAGGUUGCGCAACCAGUUGGUCAACUUUCGCGUCGAACGAUUGGCUCGACUGACAAGACAGGCUGCCGAGCUUGUCGGCCUGGCGACUGAAGAAGACGCUGAUGAGGAGGCAGCAAUUCGGGACGAGGCACGUCAUGAGUUGGAGGCAAUCAACGCCGUCGCUAUCGCCAGUCUGGUAGCCAGUGAGCGUUCCGAAAGCGAGGAUGACGACAGUGUUUAUGGUCUCGUUGGCGACGGUGGUGGAAAGGCAGAAGAGCUGAUUCCAGAUUCACGAGGCCUAGGCCAGGACAUCCGUCGGCUCGGGUUAGCCACAGCCUCGGCUGCUGGUCGAUCUUCAAUACAUUCUCAACUGGCGUCAGAAGAGCCAGUGGUCGGACGGGGCAAGAGCAAGAAAUGCUUUACGGAAGACGAAGAUGCCUCGGCAACCACCAGCCAGAAGAGGAAGCACCAUCAACCGCCACAAAAUAGGCGUCGUGAUCGUCGAGCUCCUCUGCCUGGCUCGGCCAGUGCCACGGCGCAACACUUGGCCCGACAAGUGGAGCAAAUGGUUGCCACCCGCGUAAGCCUGGACGAUAUGGUGGAGGAGAUCGAGGUGAGUUUCAGCAUGUUGUGA
Messenger RNA from Protopolystoma xenopodis, 789 nucleotides. NCBI's taxonomy places the organism in Eukaryota, Metazoa, Platyhelminthes, Monogenea, Polystomatidea, Polystomatidae. The record is from the annotation of a GenBank genome assembly.